Phyllostomus hastatus (greater spear-nosed bat) is the source of this 3018-nucleotide messenger RNA. RefSeq names its product butyrophilin subfamily 3 member A3-like. Gene Ontology annotation, cellular component: external side of plasma membrane. Gene Ontology annotation, molecular function: signaling receptor binding. The coding region runs from base 166 to 1968 and encodes 600 amino acids. NCBI's taxonomy places the organism in Eukaryota, Metazoa, Chordata, Mammalia, Chiroptera, Phyllostomidae. The record is from RefSeq and is a predicted model, not a curated record. The transcript is spliced from 11 exons. Gene Ontology annotation, biological process: regulation of cytokine production; T cell receptor signaling pathway.
UUACCGGGAGCUGGUGAAAGCCAGGUCCCUUUAGGAGAGAGGCUGAGGAGCUGGGGGAGCCUGCAGGGUGUCCCUCAUGCAGAGGAGUGUCGUGCUGUGAGCCUGCAGGUGGUACAAGAGAGUCAUCCGGGUACAUUGCUUCUCCUGUGUCUGUCCAGUGUUCCCAUGGUUUUGAGAGACUCUGGCCUCAUUGUCCGCUCCUCCCUCCGUUGUCACAGAGUAACUGACCACCAGGGAACAAUGGUGAGGCGCCUGGUCCCCCGUCUGCCUGCCCUCCCUGUCUGCCUCGCCGUGGUCCAGCUGCUCAGCCCCUGCUCAGCUCAGUUUGCUGUGGUUGGACCCCCCGAGCCCAUCCUGGCCAUGGUGGGUGAAGACGCUGAGCUGCCCUGUCACCUGUCCCCGAAGAUGAGCGCUGAGAACAUGGAGCUGAUGUGGGAGCGACCCAGCCGCAGGCAGGUAGUGCACACGUACGCACACGGGCAGGAGGACACGCCGGCAGCAGAGUUUCGAGGGAGAACUUCGAUUUUAAGAGAGGACCUCACUGUGGGGAAGGCUGCUCUCCGGAUUAGGGACAUCAGAGCCUCUGACAGAGGAACCUACCUGUGUUAUUUCCAAGAUGGAGACUUCUUUGAAAAUGAUCAGGUGGAGCUGAAGGUUACAGCGCUGGGCUCUGACCCCCACAUUGAAAUGAAGGGCUACGAGGCUGGAGGGAUCCGUCUGGAGUGCACGUCUGCCGGCUGGUACCCGCAGCCCCAGAUCCAGUGGAGAGACGCCAGGGGACACAGCUUGUCUGCUGAGGGGGACACAGAGGCUACAGACCCCCAGGGCCUUUAUGCAGCCUCAGCCUCUGUGACCCUGGAAGGUGGCUCUGGGGAGGGGGUGUCCUGUGUCAUCAGAAACCCCCUGCUGGGCCAGGAGAGGUCAGCCAAGGUUUCCAUCCCAGGCCCCUUCUUCCGGAACACGCAGCCCUGGGUGGUGGCCCUGGGCGUGACCCUGCCGGCUCUGCUGGGGCUUCUGAUGGGGAUGUGCUACUUCCUGAGGCGACAGCAGAAGAAGAUCCAGGCCCUGUCCCAGGAGAAGGAGAGGGAGAGAACAGAGAAAGUAGCAGCGCGGGCUGAGAAUCAGUGGGAGCGAAGCGCCAAAGAGAAGCUGCAGGAGGAACUCAGGUGGACAAAGAUACCCUACCUACCACGUGAGGAGCGGUCUCAGGCCUAUGCAGGGUUGAAGAAGGCCCUCUUCCAGCCUGCGGAUGUGUUUCUGGAUCCAGACACAGCGCACCCCACCCUCCUGGUUUCUGAGGACAAGAGGAGCCUACAGCGGGCAGAGUCAUGGGAGGACCUGCCAGACAACCCCAAGAGAUUUCGCAGGAAUGGGUGUGUUUUGGGCUGUGAGAGCUUCACGUCAGGGAGACACUUCUGGGAGGUGGAGGUGGGGGACAGGGCACAGUGGUGUGUUGGGGUGUGCAGGGAGAGUGUGAGGAGGAAAGGUGGCGAUAAAAUGGCCCCCGAGAAUGGAUUCUGGACAGUGGGGCUGAAUCCUGGGAGUGACUACAAGGCUCUCACAGACCCACAGACCACACUGACCAACGUGAGCCCCCCCGAGAGGGUGGGGGUUUUCCUGGACUAUGAGCUGGGCAAGGUUUCGUUCUACAAUGCCCUCGACGGGUCUCACAUCUUUACCUUCCCACACACCCGCUUCUCUGGGCCUCUGAGGCCUGUUUUCUGGAUUUGGACAACUGAGCCCACUCCCUUGACCAUUUGCCCAGCACAAAAAGGAGUGAGGAGGUCCCUUGUGCCUGACCCAGGGUCUGACCCCUCCCUGGAGACCCCAGUGUCCCCGGGCUCAGCUGGAGGGAAUGGGGACCCUCAGGCUGAAGAAACGUCUCUGCUUCUCGCUGCCCAGCCUGGACCUGAGGGCCUCCUGGACAGCAAAACCUCUCAGCAAGAAAACACUAAACGCACUGAGUGAUGGACUUCACUAACAUUCAUUCAAGGUUUUCACACGAGAGACAAGGAAACCAGGGUGCAGACAGUGAGUUAACUUUCCAAAGGUGAAUCAGUGGCUUCGAACCACCAGAGCUGACAUCUAUAGGUGACUCCACAGGUACUAGUGCUGUGCUACCUGCUUCAGAUGAAUCUUACUCACUCAUCCCCAGAAACCCUGUGAGGCAGCCUCAUUAGGAAAGUGCGGAAACUGAGGCAGCGGCAGUUCACUGAGGUACAUAAUUCACUCAGAUUUUAGUGCUGAAUGAUGUCCAUCCCCUGCCCCUCCCUCUGGUCUGUCCCUUUGCAGCUGAGUGUCCUGUUGGGCAGGGUCAUGGGCAGCUCUGAGGGUCCCUCCCAGGGCACCAAGGGUAAAGGUCACUGCAGGUGACUGUGAAGGCCACACCCACUUGGAUCCUUCAAGGUUGACUGUCAGAGCCAUGGCCCACCCCUUCACUGACGGGCUCUGCAGGACACUGUGGUCCAGGGGAUGAACUCACAGUGACCCCAUCACACAGGCUGAGAAGGGACCAGCGGCCACUUUCUGAACCAGCCUGUGACCCGUGGGCACACAGAGCAGACCCACCCCCCCACCUCCCACCUGGAGGUCCUCUGUGAGCAGGACGGUGGGGGGAGGGGGACAGACGGACGUCAGUGGAAGUUCCAUCACAUGGUGGGACCCACGUCCAGGACAGGGACGCCCACCGCUGACCACCCACUGAGGUUCCCGAGGUUCCUGUCACCUGUGGGUCCUCGGGAAAGGCCGCUCUUCCUCAUCAUCAUCAUCACUGUGACUGUUCACCAUGUGUCCCCUCCCCCGGCAUGUGGGUGUCAGGUCACAUGUGUUAAAUAAAUGUGUCAAUAAUUGUCGCCCUUUGAUAGAGCUCUUUCUAGAUCUAACCCCGUGGAUGACUCACCAGGUUCACAGUUUAGUUCCCUGGCACAUUUUUCCCAAUGUUUAUUGGAUUAACUUUCUAUUUUGCUAUAAUAGUAUGAAUUUCAUGACCUAAUAUAAUACAAAUCUGUUAUCUCACAA